CCUAAAAUUUUAUUUGUCAUAUUAAGGGGUUAAAAUGCGAAGGCGGUAUUAUUGUGAUUAUUGUGACAAAUCUUUCAUCGACGAUUUAGAUGCUCGAAAAAAGCACUUGCAAAGUUCAUAUCACAUAAAAUUAAGAAAUUUGCACUAUGAGCUUCACAGAGAUCCUCGAACCAUUUUGAAGGAAGAAUGUGAAAAAACACCAUGUAGGAGAUUUCUAAGCAAUGGUGUGUGCCAAUUUUCAGGAAUUUGUAAAUACACACAUUACACACCAGAGCAAUUAUGGGAAAUUAAAUUACGAGUUGAUAGUGAAGAACAAGGUAAACAAAUUAGAGUUCCCACAAUGGAGUCAUGGCUUCAAACCUACUCUGAAAAACAUAGCAAGGAAAACACAGAUCUCGUUCAUAUUCCUUGGUCUUAUCCUGAACAGCUUGAACACAGAACAGACUUGCCUCCUUCCAUAAAAAAACUAAAACCGGAGCAUUUUGUACAGGAGAAUUUUGAAGAAUGGGGCAAAUAGAUGCUUUAAUGUCUUGAUGUUUUUCAUUCCUAGAAAAAGGAUGCAAAUUCUUUGAUUUGAUCUACAUACUUAUUAAUAGUAUAUUAUUUAACAAGGGUGAAGUUUAAAAAACGAGUCAUAGACGAGUGAUUAAUGCGAGUAGAAUACUACGACUAUUUACAAGUUCUAAUACAAAAUUUUAAAACAAAAAAACAAAAAUUUAACAGAUGUUUAGAUGUUUUUUUAUGUUUUUACAAGAUUUCAACAUUUUUUUUAAUUUGUAUAUUACUAAUAGGAAACAAAUUGUUACUAUAGGUUCCGCAGAAGUAAAAACAGGAAAUAUUACAUCCGGUGUUCCGCAGGGUUCAAUUUUGGGACCACUUCUAUUUUUAACAUACAGCGCAGAAAUAUCAGAAUCGGUAAAAUACGUUAAUAUCCUUGCUUUUGCAGAUGAUACAGAGUUGUAUUAUCAUUUUGAUCUUUAUGAUGUAAAACAAGCUUGCAAUUUUAUUAAUCAAGAUCUAAAAUGAAAUUUUCUUAUUGUCUAAAAGCAUUGGUUUGAUUUUAAAUUCGAGUAAAUGUUCAUCAAUUUGCAUUUCUACAAGAAAUAAAAAAAUCAACUCGGAAAUUAAUUUUAUAUUGUUUUAAAAAUGUUAUAUUCCAAUUAUCACAUUGAAUUUUAAACUUCGAAAAAAACUAUGCGAGUCAUUGGUGCUUGAUUUUUCAUAAUUUUUUUGUCAACUAUAUGUGGUUGAAAAAUCAUUUUAUAUAAAAACUCUUCAUUUUCAUAUUUUUUUUGUCAAUUGUAUGUGGUUGAAAAAUCAUUUUAUAAAAAAACUCCUCAUGUAGUAAUUUUCUUAUAACCCCUGAUGAUGAAAUAAUAAAUUUUCGAAACGUCGGCUAUUUAAGGAAAAGUUUUUUUUUAUUUGUCCUCAACUCGUGAUCCACUAUAUAAACAAAUGAUGCAGGACGUUAACACAACUAACAAUUUUUUGAUUUUUACAAAAUUUUCUUCAGUUUUUGGUACACGGAGCGGUCCACCGGAAUUAUUAUCAGUAACUCUUGUGUUUGUUAUUGGAAAGCAAAUUUAAUUUUCUAUCUUAAAAAAAUCUGGUGUGAACAUCACACGACUUUCCUUAUCCUACUUAUUUGGAAAACAUCUUUACGACAGUAAGGUUUGCCUUAGUGCCACCUGCCGAAUUACACGUGAAAUAGAUCAUAAUUGUCGCGGAUUCGAGUCUGAGGUACAAUUUUUUUAGUUCGGUACCCAUUAUUAUUUUUAUUUUCUUACAUUUUACUGUUUAAUAAGGUGUAUUUCAUGAUUCUAAAUAAUUUUUAUUUGAAUGAAUUUAUUGUAUCUUCAUACGUAUAAUUUUACGGCCGAUUUUUUGACUUUGCGACCGAUUUUUACCAAUUGUUCCGUGCUGCGUCCCCUUCCUACAAGUAACUUACAUAACAAAUUUCAAGUUUUUAGCUUUUAUCGUUCUCGAGAUAUGUUGUUUACAGACACACACACACACACAAUUUGAGAAAAUUGCUGGUAAAAAUAAAAAUAAGUACGAUUGCUUUGACAUUUUGGGACACAAAUACACACAGCUCUUUCGUAUAUUUUAAUAAAAUAGAUGAAUAGAGAGAAUUCAAAAAUGGAGAAACUGUCAAGAAAUUUGAUCCGCAAACGUCACAAAAGUGACCACUUUUAUGACUAAUUGUCACAAGUAAAAUUAAUUAAAAUUCCAUUUUUAAUUUAUGAACAAAAGAAACCACUUUAUUUUUAAAAAUCUUUAUUCAGUAAGCGGGUAAAUUACACAAGAUAAUUAAUAAAAUAAAAAAUCAAGUAUCAUAUACUUUAAAACUACAUUAGGUGUUUAUCUACGACAAAAAACCAUACUUCUUAAUUACACUGUUAAUACUAUUCUGUCCUUUUAACCAACAUCAAAUAAACUUUGCACAUAA
This is a messenger RNA of Tribolium madens (black flour beetle), 2449 nucleotides long. Its product is annotated as zinc finger matrin-type protein 5. Gene Ontology annotation, molecular function: zinc ion binding. The transcript is spliced from 3 exons. Lineage: Eukaryota; Metazoa; Arthropoda; Insecta; Coleoptera; Tenebrionidae. The record is from RefSeq and is a predicted model, not a curated record. Bases 35 to 517 code for a protein of 160 amino acids. Gene Ontology annotation, cellular component: U12-type spliceosomal complex.